This is a messenger RNA of Elephantulus edwardii (Cape elephant shrew), 495 nucleotides long. RefSeq names its product MORF4 family-associated protein 1-like. NCBI's taxonomy places the organism in Eukaryota, Metazoa, Chordata, Mammalia, Macroscelidea, Macroscelididae. The record is from RefSeq and is a predicted model, not a curated record.
AUGCAGGCGGCCACUGGGCGAGUGCCAUCUUCCAUGUGGGUGGCCAGCGAGCGUAAGCCAUCUCCUGCACAUCAUCUCCUACAAGGGUGGCUGGCGGUCACGCUUCAUCUCGCGCACAGGAGAUGUAAUCUGCUCUCUCGCGUCCGCCGCCCUGACCGGCGUCCCCUGUCAGCGGCCUCGACGCAGCAGGACCAUGCGGCCCCUGGACGUGGAGCUGAGGAGGACUUCGAGCAGCUGCUGCUGCUGGUCAUCCACCAGAUGCACGAGGAUGUGGGGGCGCUGGUGCGGGAGCGCGGGGCCUUCCUGCGGACGCUGGGCAAGCUGUGGGCGAUGAACAGUGUGCUGCUGGCCGGCACCACGCAGCUGCAGGCGGCCGAGCAUGGCCCCGGGGAGCCCGCGUCCGCCCGCGCUGACCAGCAGCCCCGCGAGGUGGCCAAGAUGGCCGAGAUGCUGGUCCAGCUGGUGCGGCGGAUAGAGCGCAGCGAGUCCUCCUGA